AUGAAGCUCUUUGAAGACCGCAAUUUCCUAGUGACGGUAGUGUUCGACGGUCGGCCGCCUCCGGCCAAGAGUGGGACAUCUCAACACCGACGAGAGAGGAGGCAGAAGAGUGCACAACAGGCGCGUGCUCUACACGACGCCGGUGGCUGUCCCGUGGAGAUCAACAAGUUGGCCAGCGCUGCUUGUGCUUUCGACGGUCGAGUUACCGCUGAGAUCGCAACGCGCUUGAGAGCCCGUAUCAGGGGGGAGGUAAACAUCGCCCCAGGCGAAGCGGAUCCACAGCUUGCAGUUUUCCAGGACAUCCAUCUCGCAACAGGGGCGAACGUGUACGUGUAUGCCAAUGACUCCGACUUCACAGUUCUUGGGGUACUGGAUCUUUUGGUGGAAGUGGUAAAGAACGCGAGAGGAGAGCUUGUCGGACGAUGCGUCCGGCAGAGGCUGCUCUUCCAACCCACCACAUGGUCCUUCCUCCGGAGCGGGGAUGUUCGUGGUCGGCUGCGCCAGCUGCACGGGAUACACCAGCCAGUUGACGAGGGCUUCGACUACACGCCUCUACCGGAACCGACCGCCCGCCGCCGCCUUCUCUUGUUCGCCAUUAUCGUAGGCAAAGACUUCGCGAAAUUCAAAAAUGUCGGACCAGUUACUGCUGCAAGGCUAGCUUUCGUUGACACAGAAAGCGUGUCUGGGCGGCAUCUUUGCUACCAUUCGAUGCGGUUGUGGGAGACCUGGCCUCAAGGCUGCUGGUGGAGUCCAGGGAGGAGGACACGCCUGCUGCGCGGCCCCGUGGUGUGGAACCCGCUGAGCGGCGAACUCCAACAUUUGUCCGGCGCGUCGACCAGGGAGGAAAUCACCCGCCAUACAGGGACGUUGGAGCUAUCCCCGCUGGCGUCCCGUGUGGCCCGGGGAGAUAUAUGUCUGCUGACCGGGCGCGAAUGGGACCCACCGCUGGGUACAGCACAAGGGAAGGGGCAGGCGGCAGGCGCGGAUGCUGGCAGGCAGAAGAAAAAGGCAACACCCGAGACGGCUAGCAGUCGCCCCUCGAAUGCUAGCAGCAGGGCGUCUCGCGCUCGAGGUCCUCAAGACACAAACAACUACCGCGAGCACGGCUUCAGCAGACUCCCGGGGGAGACUGAAGAUUACACCAAGUGGACCGUGCCUAAGCUUCGCGAGUUUCUAAGCGUUUUUAGGUGUCUCGACAACACCGGGACCAGUGGGUUGAACAAAGCACUCCUUGCUCAGAUGGCUGGGGAUGUCGUCAGGCUGAUUAGGAGCUGCGGUGUGUUGGACACCAACUUGGCGUUUCGCCAUCCCUUUCCGGACCUCAGCUCUUUUGAGGAAAAGGAGGCCAGGCUAAUGCCGGAUCUUCCUGCGACAGGGCUGCGCAUAAAGGAGUGGUCCGCUAUGCGGCGGUAUCUCCCCGAGAUAUCGAAAGCCGUCAUCUUACGGUUCAUGCGAGAAGUGAACAAACUCGCCGGCAAGGGCUCGCGGCUCUGGUAUAGAUCGCUGCAGCGGGUGUUGGACAUGGGGAACCUCAGCAGGUUUUGGACCGUUCAGGCAGCGGGGAGCAUUAUGUGGAUUGGGACUAGCGCGGGCGCCUCCUUCUCGGCCGACAAGGAGUACCGCGUCCGCAUCAAACUACGAAGUGGAUGA
This is a messenger RNA of Ectocarpus siliculosus, 1650 nucleotides long. The record is from the annotation of a GenBank genome assembly. NCBI's taxonomy places the organism in Eukaryota, Phaeophyceae, Ectocarpales, Ectocarpaceae.